UCUUGCCUUAGCUGCCUGCUUCCUGGACCGGAACCCCGAACCGAGUCUUCGCCGCACAGACGAAAGAGCCUGAACUGAGCCGCGCCCCCCCGGCCCUACCCCUGGGGACAUCUGCGGCGAUACUCCGCCAAGGGCCGAACAUUCUCGGACUCGAGCAAUCGCUGUCAUCGGCGUAAACUGCCCUUCCUCCGUGUCCGCCAAGCCCAGAGACAGGCCAGGGCCGUGUCGGGAAAGCAAAGCACAAGACACCAUUCUGUCUUAUAAGUGUGGAGAGCGAUAAUGCGAAAUGUGCUGAAGUUUUGAAAGGAGCCCCUGCCUCCCGGAAAUCAGAAAUGGCACCUAAAAAGAGACCAGUUCCUCUCACCAUUACACCAACCGGGGAGGGACAGACCGCGUCCACCACCAUUGAUGCCGCCAAUGAGGCUAACCUUGAGGCUCUGCAGAAGAAGCUGGAGGAGCUGGACCUGGACGAGCAGCAGAAGAAGAGGCUGGAGGCCUUCCUCACCCAGAAAGCCAAGGUGGGCGAGCUGAAGGACGAUGACUUCCACCGCAUCUGCGAGCUGGGCGCCGGCAACGGCGGCGUGGUCAACAAGGUCCGCCACAAACCGUCCGGCCUCGUGAUGGCCAGGAAGCUGAUCCACCUGGAGAUCAAGCCAGCCAUCAGGAACCAGAUCAUCCGUGAGCUGCAGGUGCUGCACGAGUGUAACUCCCCCUACAUCGUGGGCUUCUACGGGGCCUUCUACAGCGAUGGGGAGAUCAGCAUCUGCAUGGAGCACAUGGAUGGGGGCUCUCUGGAUCAGGUGCUGAAAGAGGCCCGGAGGAUCCCAGAGGAGAUCCUGGGCAAAGUCAGCAUAGCAGUUCUCAGAGGGCUUGCGUAUCUGCGGGAAAAACACCAGAUCAUGCACAGAGACGUCAAGCCGUCCAACAUCCUGGUGAACUCUCGCGGGGAGAUCAAGCUGUGCGACUUCGGCGUGAGCGGCCAGCUCAUAGACUCCAUGGCCAACUCCUUCGUAGGAACGCGCUCCUACAUGUCGCCGGAGAGGCUGCAGGGCACCCACUACUCGGUGCAGUCGGACGUCUGGAGCAUGGGCCUGUCUCUGGUGGAGCUGGCUAUCGGGCGCUACCCCAUCCCCCCUCCCGACGGCAAGGAGCUGGAGGCCAUCUUCGGGCGGCCCGUGCUGGACGGGGCCGAGGGCGAAAUGCACAGCACCUCCCCGCGCCCCAGACCCCCGGGGCGGCCUGUCAGCGGUCACGGCCCGGCCAUGGCUAUCUUUGAACUGCUGGACUACAUUGUGAACGAGCCUCCCCCGAAGCUGCCACAUGGCGUCUUCACCUCAGAUUUUCAGGAUUUUGUGACAAAAUGCCUCAUCAAGAACCCAGCAGAGAGAGCUGACCUGAAGAUGCUGAUGAACCACACCUUCAUCAAGCGCUCUGAGGUGGAGGAAGUGGACUUUGCCGGCUGGCUGUGCAAAACCAUGAAUCUGAACCAGCCCAGCACGCCCACGCGCACCGCCGUCUGACCUGCUGUCCGUCUGUCUAUCUGCUCACGCCACCGGGACGUCCCCCUCUCUCUCUCUGUGUCCCGCGCACGCACAUGCACACACAUGCAUACACCUGCACGCACGCACACAUGCGCGUACACACACACACACACACACACACAUAUUCUCAGCUAUCUCAUGCUCCCCCUUUUUUCAGCUAAAUUUGACCAAGCCACCAGUAUCGACACGGCCUCCCCUUGGCAAGGUACUCUGAUGAUUGAAUUAAUCAAAAUUAGCCAAGAAAUGCCUUGUUGACUGUGCUGCAUUGGUAAGGUGACUUGAGUCAGGCCUCCAGAGAACAGCUGCUGUUGCUGAAGCUCUGGCUGCCUCCCAGCUCCUGUUCUGCCCUGUUCACAUCACCUCAGAGAUGAUGGUGUUGACAUUUUAUCAUGGAGGUUUAGCCCUCACAAAACGCACAUUUAACACAGACUUGGUCUAUCACCACGUUUGCAGUUCCUGUGAUAUUUCACAGUCUUGCAAAAACAAAAAAAGAUAUAUAUAUAGGUUUCAGAUUUCACAUCAGAGCUGAUAAUGCUUGGGAGGUGGUGGAAAGAAUAUUAGUGGACAUUAGAUAUAUUUAUGAGGAGGAGAAGAGAAGAAUAUGCUUAGAAGAGGCUUCCACUCUAUUUUAGCCUCAGGGAAAAUGGAGGAUCAGGACUACAGCUUUGCAGAAUGGGUUAAAACGACCCCUGGAGACUUCUCACUGCUGUUCCACACUUUUCCUGGGUUUCUGAAGUUAGAGAUGAAACGUAAUCUUGUGAGAACAAUGUGUUCUCCCAGUCCAGUGUAGAUUCGCAGACCACUACAUGGAAAGAACAAGGAAACGAUUACUUUGUUUUUUUUUUUUUUAAAUGAAUCAUUUAAAC
Messenger RNA from Megalops cyprinoides (Indo-Pacific tarpon), 2407 nucleotides. RefSeq names its product mitogen-activated protein kinase kinase 2b (gene map2k2b). Lineage: Eukaryota; Metazoa; Chordata; Actinopteri; Elopiformes; Megalopidae. Gene Ontology annotation, molecular function: protein kinase activity; ATP binding. Gene Ontology annotation, biological process: protein phosphorylation. The transcript is spliced from 12 exons. The coding region runs from base 333 to 1520 and encodes 395 amino acids. The record is from RefSeq and is a predicted model, not a curated record.